UGUCAUUAAACUUUUUCGAAACCUUAACACCGCAACCUAUAUUUGAAAGUCAGACCUGAAGCCAGAGCGCGCAGCCGAGACAGAGAAGAGUAGACGCAUGGACUUGAACGAUAUAAAGGAAGUUUUGAAUAAGAAUCGGAUCGAAGAUGCCUCUUGGCUUUGUUCCCUUUCUGAAUCCGAGCUUCUCGAAAUGUUAAUUUGUUUGAAACUGUUGGUUUUGCAACGGGCGAAAAUAGUUGGCCAUGAAGAGUUGGCUGAUAAAUUUGAUUUGAAGAUGCUUCGGGCGCUUGGUAUGUUUAUCCUUCUUAAUUAUUGGAUGCUAGCUAUUUGUGUUACAGAAAUAUUUUUUCUCGUCUCCCCUUCUUUGAUUGAUCCUUUAUCUUUAUACUAUAGAGGGGAGUGUUACAAUCUUAUUAGUUACCUUUCAAGUUUGAAUUCAAACAUAUUAUUUUUUAUUAUAUUACAUGAGGAUAAGAUAACGAUCAUGGUUCUUGAUGGUUGGAAGUAAUCGUGUGUGUGAGAUGUUGAAGAAAAAUAAACCAGCCGGUUGCUUUCUUAGGGCGAGAGUUGUAUAUUGAUAUGUAUGGUUGUCAGUCGCUAUUCUUGUAGUUAGUAGAUUCUAUCAUUGUUUCACAAUUAAGUACGAGUUUUUCCUUAUAACAAUAAGAAUCUUUAUUAGCUAAACCUUGUUGCAAAUUAAGCUAUUUUAAUCCAUAUAUUGCAUCAAAAGUGAAAAAUGGUGCUAAGCUCCAUUUAAAGGAUCGUUUGCACUAUCCUCCACAGCCUCUCUGUCAUACUCUAUUGGAUCAUUGCUCUAAGUAUGGUGUUUCCUCUCUUCCCACUAGUCUCUUUAUAUGCUAACAAAACCGAGCUAUACGUUUGACUGAAUGCAGAACACAUUUCCUCUCUUCCCACUAGUCUCUUUAUAUGCUAACAAAACCGAGCUAUACGUUUGACUGAAUGCAGAACACAUAAUUAGGAUUUUGUUUUGUUGAUACUUCAUAUUUCUGCUAAGCAGUUAGUUCUAUCUAGUCUAUGAUUCAGAAAAUCACAUAGCUGGAAUUUGGUCUAUUGCCAAAAAUUUCUCCUAUUUCAUGGGUGGUUGAGUUUGACUGUCAGUUUGCAAUUUAACUGAUCAUAAAUCUCUCUUUUUUAUUUUGUGUUGGGCUUAUUUUAAUGGAAUACUCUAAGCAGAAGUUUAAGGAUUUGUCUCAUAUUCCUGGCUCAGCUGAGCCUUCAUCAUUAAUCAAUGGCUGCAAAUUAUUGAAAUUUAAUCCCUUGGAUAUCUUGAGCAUAGAAGAGUUAGUGUCAUGUAUCAACAUCGAUUCAAGAAGGAGACCUCCAAAAAGGUAUGUUGAAGCUGCAAGGCUGAUGAGUACCUGACCCUGCACUCCUAUAUUCUGCAGACUAAAGAUUCCAGAAGUCAGCUCCUCCUCUCGUCUGCAGUUUCCUUUCAGUGCUAGAUUCUACCAACAGUCAGCAGUGCCCAGUCAACUCCAACACCAAUAAUGACACACAAUAUUGUAAAUGAUUGGAACCAUCAUAGCUAUUACUAAUAGAACUUUGUAUUCAUUUAUUAGAAUCAAUGUAUACGAUGGAUUCGAUUACAGAUAAACUUUUCAUUACAUUACAGUGCUUAAUUCCAGAUUACAUGCAAUGAAUACAGGUUCAUCAAAACAGAGCUAAAACCAUCCUUCAUGGCUUCCGAGAGGCCUGUGCUCUCCGUU
This is a messenger RNA of Mangifera indica (mango), 1727 nucleotides long. RefSeq lists its product as uncharacterized. The coding region runs from base 98 to 508 and encodes 136 amino acids. The transcript is spliced from 2 exons. Lineage: Eukaryota; Viridiplantae; Streptophyta; Magnoliopsida; Sapindales; Anacardiaceae. The record is from RefSeq and is a predicted model, not a curated record.